AGUAUUUAUAUGAAAACGAAAUGACAACGGAUAGGAGAAGAUCAAGCAUUAAUUCAAACAAAGGAGAAGAAAAUACUUUGGACUGGGAUUUCAUUAAUCAAAGUCCGUCCCCAGCGGCCUAUCAUUGCGCAUGUGUUAUAGAUAACGCUAUCUACAUUCAUGGUGGGGUGUUUUCGAAAGGCGACAAAAAUCCCCUUAAUAAGCUUCAGUCUUUCGAUACAAGGACUUCCAGAUGGACUGAUUUAACGACCGCCCAGUCACCCUAUUUGAGUCAUCAUUCGUCUGUCGUCCUAAGGGAUAGGUAUUUUUUACUGAUUGGCGGUUGGGAUGGAAAAGUUCGGACGUCCGACGUGCACUCCUACGACACGGUAGAGAAAGUUUGGAAGAAAGUUCCUACUUCUGGAUUUCCUGAGGGAGCUGGGUUAAGCUCCCAUACGUCAACCUUACUAAGCAACGAUGAUAUUCUCAUCUUGGGAAGGGAGGGAGGGCUUAGAAUGCAAAGGCGGACAGGAAAUGCCUAUAUUCUAACGGGAAAUUUAAAUGCCUUCAAAUAUCGAGUCAAUCCUAUGGGGCUGAGUUCGAGAUCAGGUCAUACGGCUGUUAUUAUUAACAACAAUAUUGUAGUACACGGCGGUCGAGACGAUAAGGCUAUUGAAGAACAUGGAGGGUAUAAGAAAGGUUAUAAGCCAUGUUCAUGUCUUAAAGCAUUCGUCAACACUGAAAAACUAUCGCAAACAAAGAACAUUCCAAUCAGACGACACCAUAGUGCUAUAGAAGGUUGUGGUAUGAUGUUAGUGUUCGGUGGGGAACCAUUCUCAGGGAGAAGUAUUGUGGAGCCAAGCGGAGAUAUUUUCUUAAUAACUUUUAAGCCGAAUUUAACCUGUUAUAAAUUAGCAUCAAGUUCUAUAGCGAGGAGCGGUCAAGUUCUAAUUUAUACUGACAAUGACAUUUACAUACACGGUGGUCUAAUACCACGUGGUGGUGUAUCAAGUGGCCUCUUUAAAUUGAAAAAAAAUUAA
Dimorphilus gyrociliatus is the source of this 1019-nucleotide messenger RNA. The record is from the annotation of a GenBank genome assembly. NCBI's taxonomy places the organism in Eukaryota, Metazoa, Annelida, Polychaeta, Dinophilidae.